Messenger RNA from Solanum verrucosum, 1939 nucleotides. Its product is annotated as pentatricopeptide repeat-containing protein At3g26782, mitochondrial. NCBI's taxonomy places the organism in Eukaryota, Viridiplantae, Streptophyta, Magnoliopsida, Solanales, Solanaceae. The record is from RefSeq and is a predicted model, not a curated record. The transcript has 2 exons. Gene Ontology annotation, molecular function: RNA binding; protein binding; zinc ion binding. The coding region runs from base 2 to 1939 and encodes 645 amino acids. Gene Ontology annotation, biological process: RNA modification.
AAUGAAGAAGACUAAUUUGGGUUCACUCUCCUACUUCUCUACAAAUCCCAACGUCGCCACCUUCUUCAAUAGAUACUUAGACAAAUCUGAUGUGUUCUCGUGGAACUCUAUCAUUGCGGACUUGGCUCGGAGCGGUGACGCCGUCGAAGCCCUUCGAGCUUUCUCUUCCAUGCGAAAGCUCUCUCUCAAACCUAACCGUUCUACCUUCCCCUGCGCCGUCAAAUCCUGUUCCUCCCUUUUCGAUCUUACUUCCGGUAAGCAGACCCACCAACAAGCUCUCAUCUUUGGUUAUGACACCGACCUUUUUGUAUCCUCCGCCCUCAUUGAUAUGUACUCCAAAUGUGGCCAACUUGCUGAUGCAAGAAAGCUGUUUGAUCAAAUUCCUCAAAAGAAUGUUGUUUCAUGGACCUCCAUGAUAACUGGCUACGUCCAAAAUGACCUCCCUCAUGAAGCAAUCUUGCUUUUCAAAGAGAUAUUGGCAGCUCAGGCAGGAGAAGUAAUUUUUCUUGACUCAGUUGCCAUGGUUUCCGUGCUCUCCGCUUGUUCUCGUCUUUCAGGGAAGACCCUUACCCAAGGGCUCCAUGGCUUUGUCACCAAAAGGGGAUUCAAUGAAGAUGUGGGAGUUGGUAAUACAUUCAUUGAUGCCUACGCUAAAUGUGGUGAGGUUGAUUUGUCUCGGAAGAUGUUCGACAUUAUGCCUGACAAGGACAUCAUUUCAUGGAAUUCUAUGAUUGCAGUUUAUGCCCAGCACGGACUUUCAGCUCAGGCAAUGGAAAUUUUUCGUUCCCUGGCAUGGGAUAGAGAGGUUGACUACAAUGCUGUCACCUUGUCAGCUUUGCUGUUGGCUUGUGCUCAUUCAGGAGCUCUUCAGGCUGGCAAGUGCAUACAUGAUCAGGUUAUAAAGAUGAACCUAGAGGAUAACGUAUAUGUGAGCACAUCCAUGAUUGACAUGUACUGCAAAUGUGGGAGAUUAAGGAUGGCAAGGAAUGCCUUCAAUAGAAUGAAGGAAAAGAAUGUGAAAUCAUGGUCUGCCUUGAUUGCAGGUUAUGGAAUGCACGGGAGAGCUAAGGAAGCCCUUCAAGUAUUUUACGAGAUGAACUCAGCUGGGGUAAAACCAAACUACAUUACUUUUGUCUCUGUCCUAGCAGCUUGUAGCCACGCUGGGUUGCUGGAUGAAGGAUGGUAUUGGUUUAAGGCUAUGGAACCUAGAUUUUGCAUACAACCAGGAGUGGAGCAUUAUGCUUGUAUGGUUGAUCUUCUUGGACGUGCUGGUUUCCUUACCAAGGCAUAUAAUUUGCUAAAAGAAAUGAAGGUGACGCCUGACUUUGUCAUUUGGGGUUCUCUUCUAGCUGCAUGCAGGAUGCACAAGAAUGUCGAGCUUGGGGAGAUUUCUGCUAGUAACUUGUUUGAGUUAGACCCAACAAACUCUGGGUAUUAUGUUUUGCUCUCAAACAUAUAUGCCGAUGCUGGAAGGUGGGAAGAUGUAGAGAAGAUGAGGAUACUUAUGAAAAAUCGUGGAUUAAGUAAACCUCCUGGGUUCAGCCUGCUUGAACUCAAAGGCAGGGUUCAUGUAUUUCUGGUUGGUGAUAGAGAACACCCGCAACAUGAGAAGGUUUAUGCUUAUUUGGAAGAGUUAUCUGUAAAGCUGCAGAUGGCUGGGUAUGUACCCAACAUGACAUCUGAUCUUCAUGAUGUUGAGGAUGAAGAGAAAGGACUGACAUUGCGAGUUCAUAGUGAGAAGCUUGCUGUUGCUUUUGGGGUCAUGAAUUCUGUCCCUGGUAGUACCAUUCAGGUGAUUAAGAAUCUAAGGAUAUGCGGAGACUGUCAUACAACAAUUAAGCUAAUCUCCAAGAUUGUUAAUAGGGAAAUUGUAGUCAGAGAUGCAAAGAGAUUUCACCAUUUCAAGGAUGGCUCAUGCUCAUGUGGGGACUAUUGGUGA